Molecule: messenger RNA, 1128 nt
Organism: Notechis scutatus (mainland tiger snake)
Lineage: Eukaryota; Metazoa; Chordata; Lepidosauria; Squamata; Elapidae
Gene: GINS4
Product: GINS complex subunit 4
Biological process (GO): double-strand break repair via break-induced replication; DNA-templated DNA replication
Cellular component (GO): GINS complex
Source: RefSeq, a predicted model, not a curated record
ACCCAGCGGUGGCGGGAAACGUGGGAAUGGCAGAGCUGCUCGACUCGGAUGCGGGCAGCGAUGUGGAGGUGGUGCUCACGCCGGCUCAGCUCAUCUGCAGUUUGGAGGAGGCUUGGAUGAAUGAGAAAUUUGCCCCGGAGCUUCUAGAAAGCAAAACGGAAAUUGUUGAAUGUGUCAUGGAACAGCUGGAACACAUGGAAGAGAAUUUGAAACGAGCCAAACAAGGGGACCUAAAAAUUAGUAUUCACCGCAUGGAGGUAGAAAGGAUCCGUUACGUUCUCAGCAGUUACUUGCGUUGCCGACUCCGGAAGAUUGAGAAAUAUUUCCCCCAUGUCCUGGAGAAAGAAAAGACUCGGGCAGAAGGAGAACCUUCCAUCUUGUCCCCAGAAGAGUUUGCCUUUGCCAAAGAGUACAUGGCAAACACAGAGAACCAUCUCAAAAACGUUGCACUGAGACAUAUGCCUCCAAACCUUCAGAAAGUGGAGUUCCUUAAGGCUGUUCCCAAGCCCAACCUGGAUGCCUUCGUCUUCUUGAGAGUAAAGGAGAGACAAGAAAAUAUCAUGGUGGAACCAGAGCACGAAGACAGAGACUAUGUGAUUGACUUGGAUGAAAACUCCCAACAUUUAAUCCGCUACAAGACAAUUGCUCCCUUGGUGGCCUCUGGGGCAGUUCAGCUCAUUUAGACCAGAUGGAUUUCUUUGCCGAGAUAAUAAUCAAUCCUAAGACUGAGCUGCAUGCCGUGGGGAACCAAUGCGUGAUAAUUAACCUUGGGAAUUUAAUUCAACGGGUUUGAUUCCAGCAUCGGAUGCCCGAACUGGCUGCUUGCGCUGCUGAAGCAAGGGUGGUGCGAUUCCAUCCCUGGGAAAUAGGGUCCUAUCCACACCAAAGAAGGGGAAGGUGCUGGCAUUGGAGAAAAGAUUUGGAAAAUGGAACAGUCCAGCUCAGCAACUUAAGGACAUAUCAUUACCUGUCCAGCAGGUGGCAGUAGGGCCAGGUUCAAGCAAUGGAAUUAAAAUAUGAAAUUGUAUAGCAAAGUGUGGGUAACUUUUUUAAAAUCUAGGACAGAGGUCUCCUAACUUGGCAACUUUAAGGCUUGUGGACUUCAACUCCCAGAAUCCCUCUGGCUGA